This is a messenger RNA of Penaeus monodon (black tiger shrimp), 705 nucleotides long. Its product is annotated as cysteine-rich venom protein-like. Lineage: Eukaryota; Metazoa; Arthropoda; Malacostraca; Decapoda; Penaeidae. The record is from RefSeq and is a predicted model, not a curated record.
GACCCGGAUGGCCAGCGGGGAUUCAGCACAGGUCAGUAGACACGCAGCAGGCCAAGGUACAGAAACAUAUCGUCAGACUCCACAAUAUCCUGCGGGCCAAAGUCACCCCGACGGCCGCCGACAUGUUAGCGAUGGCAUGGUACGACACCCACCCGAGUGUCAGGUGGACGUCCCGCUACGGCGCCUGCGGACAGAACGUCAUGGUGUCGGCCCGGAAGCGCCACUGGAGCUUCGUGAUGCACAACUGGUGGAGUGGGCGCCGUUCCUUCACGUACGGGGACGAGAGCAACAACUCCAGCGCCGUCUCGGCCUACACCCAGAUGGCGUGGUACAACUCCCACCAGGUCGGCUGCGGCUUCGCUGAGUGCUCCGAGCCCGGCGGGAAGACCUUCUUCAGAUACGUGUGCAACUACUGUCCCUCGGGCAACGACCCGCGACGGCUCAGCAGACCCUACACCCAAGGUCGCUCGUGUCGGAAAUGCCCGGAUGCCUGCCGCUCGGUGUGUCGGAAACCGGAGUGCAAGCUGUGCACCAACGCCUGCACCUACUCGGACCUGUGGGUCAAUUGCAAGGCGCUGGACCUGCAGUGGCAUGAAUGGCUGUGCAACACCAAGACUCGCCAUGGAGUGGAGCGCUUCAGAAACUGCCGAGCCACGUGUCAGUGCCUCAAGCGGAUCACGUGAUCAUGAAUGCCAUGCUUUGCAU